CAUUUGCGGACAUUAGCACACAGUUCAUCCGGCUUACAUCUUUUGAAGACUUUGAUUCACUUUGAUCUUAGAUCCACAUCUAACCUCUUAAUAUUAAUGUGGCAUGGCAGCAGAAGAGGAAGCUAUUCCCGCAAUACGUCGUCGCGUCUGCCUAGUCUACACUCCAACCUCAACGGUGAGCCGAGGUACGCAGGGAUUGAAUGGUCGUCCCGACUCUCCGACGCCUAGAAUGCUUGUUCGUACAUAGCCUCACAGGACGAAUUUACAGCUUACAGAACUCAAACGGGCUGCCUAAUUAAAGUCUAAUGUACCAUUUCGGGCCAAAUUGUGAACGAAUAAUAAAGACAUUAGUAUAAGCAGCUCCACGAGCGGGACAAUUAAUGCCGUGAGUGCAAUUUCUGUUCAACCACGUCGGUGACAUUCCCAUUUAAAGCUAGAGAUCUCCUCUUCACAUCAUCUAGCAUAGAACAGCUAUAAAUCUGCUCGCAAAAAUGGCCAAAUAUACGCCGACAACACCAACAAUCCAAGUCCUCUCCAAACAGAACUACGAGGACCAACACCUCGUGGCCCUCCCCAAUGCCCUCCCUCUUCCACCUCUCACCCCACACUCCCUACGCAUCUGCACAAUAAUCCUUUCCUUAACCACCAACAACUUCACUUACGCACGCUGUGGUCAUCUCCUCGGUUGGUGGGACGUGCAUCCUCUGCCUCCGUCCAUCCCUGCUGAAUUCGCCAACCCGCAGGAUUACGGAAGGGUAUCGGCUUGGGGCUAUGGCGUUGUGGUGGAGAGUACUGUUCCUAAAGGUCUAGGUAUCGAAGUGGGAACGCACGUGUAUGGCUAUCUGCCAAUUGGAACGCUACCUGUUGACAUGCACGUCGAGAUCAGUGCAGACGCGAACGGACAGUUUGUGGAAAUCAGUCCGCAGAGAGAGAAGUUGAUGCCGGUUUACAACCGCUACCUCUUCUACUCGUCAGAAACGACCGCCCAGCAGAAGGCCGAGCGGAAGCAAAGCGAAGGCUAUGAUUCUCUUUUGCAAGUCCUAUUCGAGGCUGGCUACAUGAUGAAUCGCUUCGUCUUCGCGUGGGACUCGAGCGAGCUCGUGCAUCCCUCCGGCGCCGAUUCGGGUUGGACUACCGAGGACGCACGGAUCGGGGAAGAUACGAUCCUGCUGCUGUUCGCGGCGAGUGGGAAAACAGCACUUGCGUUCGCCCACCAGUUGAAGUAUGGCCGUCCAGCAGGGAAGUCCUCGCGCAAGGUUGUAGGGGUGGGAUCAGACGCACCAAGGGCUUUUACAGAAGGAACAGGGCUGUACAAUUCCGUGCUGACGUACGAUGCUGAUGAUGACCAUGACAUUGGUGUUGAGGUUGGCGCGGAUGCAGACUCGAAGGUUGUCGUCGUCGAUUUUGGCGCUAGAGGCGGAGCAGCAGAUCGGUGGGCGGAGAAGUUGAGGAAAAGUAGUAAGAGCGUUACGCUCCUAGGUGUAGGGGGCGAGGUUGCAGCGGAAAGCCAGGAGGUGACAACACAGAAGAUGGUGAAGCGCAUGGCGGCUGGGAGAAUGCAGGUAAACACUUCAGGGAUGAGAUCCCAGGCGGUGGGGAUUCUAGGGCACAAGACAUAUUUUGAGGGGCUUUUGACGGAGUGGAGGACGUACAGAGAAAGGGGAGUGCCGAAAGGGCUGCAACUAGUAUGGGGCAAGGGAAUGGACGACGUGGGGAAAGGGUGGGAGAGGUUGUAUAAGGGGGAGGUAGGGCCGGAUGAGGGACUAGUGUUUGACUUUUGUCAAGUUGACGCGUUUUGGCGUUUUCGUGGGCCACUUGCUUGUGUGGGCCACUCGCUUGUGAAAUACCUUAUAAUAUAUACCCUAUCUGUGCUGAUAGACAAGAGGUGUGUGUGGUUGGGUGGUGGUCUUGCGUAGGGUUUGAGGUGAGGAAGCAAAUACGCGACUGCAGGGUGGUUGACAAAUGGAGUUAUUAACAAACAUUUUCUCAAAGGUCUAUAUAGAUGGAUUUUUCAAGUCCUAUAGCAAAAUAAUUAUAUUAUAUUGUGCAG
Molecule: messenger RNA, 2050 nt
Organism: Pseudogymnoascus verrucosus
Lineage: Eukaryota; Fungi; Ascomycota; Leotiomycetes; Thelebolales; Thelebolaceae
Exons: 1
Coding region: 492-1916 (474 amino acids)
Source: RefSeq, a predicted model, not a curated record